Daphnia carinata is the source of this 2055-nucleotide messenger RNA. RefSeq names its product F-box/LRR-repeat protein 15-like. Gene Ontology annotation, biological process: SCF-dependent proteasomal ubiquitin-dependent protein catabolic process. The transcript is spliced from 6 exons. NCBI's taxonomy places the organism in Eukaryota, Metazoa, Arthropoda, Branchiopoda, Diplostraca, Daphniidae. Gene Ontology annotation, molecular function: protein binding. The record is from RefSeq and is a predicted model, not a curated record. The coding region runs from base 88 to 945 and encodes 285 amino acids. Gene Ontology annotation, cellular component: SCF ubiquitin ligase complex.
CAGUGGUGAAUCAUUUAAGCAAGUUGUUUACACUAAGUGAAUGUAGUGUCUAAAUUUGUUCGUAAAUGUGACCGUGGUGAAGAAAAAAUGAAAGCGCACCUUCCUUUCAAAAUGCAUCUCCUGGAUUUACCAGGGACUGAUAUUAUUUUGAAAAUCAUAGGCUAUCUUUCACCGACGGACUGGUUGCAUUUUCGAAUUGUCUGUAAACAAACCUAUUUUCUAGUCCAUGAGUAUUUCAAAUAUAUGAAGUACCUCGAUGUUUCACAUCACCAAGUGUUUCCACAAUCCCUCUGUCAGAUUUUGCCUCUCCAAUGUCACAGUCUACAAUUUUUCAAAAUUUCAAAUUCCAAUGCAUUCAGUGAUGAAGCUAUAAAGAAUAUUCUCCAAAAUAAUCACAAUUUAACUCAUCUGGACCUAUCAAAUAGUAAUCUGAGGAAUGGAGCCCUCCAGCCACUGGUUGUUAAUUGCAAAAAAUUGGAAAAUAUCCUGCUGAAGAACUGCUUUUGGUUAACCAUAGGAGCUAUUGAAAUUUUAGCCUUUCAUUAUCCAGAAGCGAUCAAGGUAGUGGACUUUAGUGGCUGCACAGGGAUUAGUGAAGCAUCAAUUGUCUGUUUCAUUAAAAGACAACCAAAACUGAAAUCAUUGUCACUGAGUGAUCUAUCUUGCCUCCAAGACGAAACACUAAUUGUAAUUUCUCAGUCAUGCCCACAACUAAUCUACCUUGACAUAAGCAGAUGUUGCAGGAUCACAGAUUCUGGAAUCAAAAAAUUUGGCGAGUACUGUCACACAGUACGAACGCUGAAGGUGGAUGGUUGUCCAGAGGUCAGCGAGCGUGGUUUGUCCAGCUUGAGAUUACGUGGAGUCUGGAUCGACAAGGUACAAUAUCCUUCUUACUUAUUACAUCGUCUGAAUCAGAUUCAAACGUGGCCACGGACUCCGCUCUAAAUUUUUUCAGCAGAGACUUGCAUUCCUACCUUCAUGAGUAUUACUAUACCUUAAUUUUUGGUCAGAUGCAGUAUCUAUCGCGUGUAAUGUUCUUAUGAAAACGGAACUGACUAUCCUUAAGUUGUAAGUCGGACCACAAUGUUUCCUAUUUUUCUUGCCAAAUCAGGACAUUCCCGUGAACUAUCUGACCCCCCUUGCUCUUCGCCUUUCCUUUGUUAUUGGUCCCGUUCUCUGACACCAUAGGAGAUUAAAAAACUUUCAAUCUGUGUAAACCUAGCUAAAGCUUGAAUAGCAAGCUUUGUAUAGAUUACAUUUCGACUCUAUCAAGUCUGUAGAAAAUCCUCGAUACCUCUCCCUUCUACGACGAUUGCCUAAAUCGUGUUCGUUCUUUGUCCCUACCGUGAAAUCCCUUAAAGUUCAUUUUCGAUAUUGAAAAUAGGAAAAUGUUGGGCAGGUAGAUUAUUUUCUUUCUUAGGUUAACGUGUGUUAAUAAAAUAUCUAUUUGCGAAUUUGCCGGCGUUCGUGGGUAUCACUUAGAAUUGUAUUAUUGUAAAUGUUUGUUAACAGCUAGUUUUACUAUCCGACUCAUGUAAUGGCAAUCUGCAGUUGUUUGUGGCGUGCUUUUCAAAAACAGCAGGAUUUCCUAAAUAAGAUGGGGAAGGUAUUAGACAAUGACAGGCGAAAUUGGGUACCAUUGGAUUCUGUUGCUGUUUUAGACAGUUUGUUGUUAUUGUGACGUCGCGCAAAUGCUAUUUCCGGGCAAAAGUCCGUUUUGCCAGUAGAUGCGUAGAAAAAAUAGGAGAGGGGAAAGUAACUAAUCCAAUUAGGUUUGUUAGAAGUACGAAAGGUUCAAAUAGCGUGAAGCAUAGUUUGUCUUGGGGUUAUUGGCUGAGGAAUCUCUGUUUGUUGGUAGACAUUCUUAAGAGUAUUAAAUCAAGAAUGGACAAAAGACUCUAGAAGCGCUAAAAAAAAAGAAAUUUAAGGAAAGAGAAAAACCAUCAAAAAACAUGGAUUUCUCUUUCUUAACACCAUCAAAGCCAAAAUCGGAUCAAAGCUCCGGGAUUGAAUGGAAGGGAUAAUUGCCGCUUGCCCGAUAGUCCUGUUUUCCUC